Messenger RNA from Debaryomyces hansenii CBS767, 336 nucleotides. Its product is annotated as transcription elongation factor. Bases 1 to 336 code for a protein of 111 amino acids. Gene Ontology annotation, molecular function: zinc ion binding; RNA polymerase II complex binding. The transcript has a single exon. The record is from RefSeq and is a predicted model, not a curated record. Gene Ontology annotation, cellular component: DSIF complex; nucleus. Gene Ontology annotation, biological process: positive regulation of DNA-templated transcription, elongation; chromatin organization; regulation of transcription elongation by RNA polymerase II. Lineage: Eukaryota; Fungi; Ascomycota; Pichiomycetes; Serinales; Debaryomycetaceae.
AUGUCAGCAAGAAGUGAAAGAGCAUGUAUGUUAUGUGGGAUAAUUCAACCAUUCAGAAAGUUUGUUGAUUUUGGAUGUCCAAACUGUGAGAGUGUGUUACAUUUCCAAGAUAAUGAAGAUAAUCAAGUUCAAGAUUGCACAUCACCGUCGUUCGAAGGUUUGGUGGCAUUAGGAGAUGAAACAAAAAGUCCUGGGGGCGAGAGGCUCAGAAUUGAUUCAUUUGUCGCUGGAUUAUAUGCUGUCAAAAUAAAUGGUAAAUUACCACCUCAUAUUAUUGGUGAUUUGGCCGAUCAGAAUAUUAGUUAUAGACCUAGAGAUGGAAGUGCUGAAGAUUAA